CGGAUAUUAUUUCCUGAAUACAAAAAGCUAAUGAUAAAAAAUUAUAAGAGCUGAUUACAAUACAAACAAAAGGUAUAAAAUAUUCAAUUCAAGUUGACUCGAUGGUUUGGUAGAGAAAAUUCAUUCGAUAUUGUGAGCAGCAAAUUCAAAGUUUGGAAUCGUUUUUUUUUUUUAGUUUUUAAAACUGUUUUGUGUGAAAUUCUAAUAAACUUGAAAUUUGUUCGUUAAAAAUGAAUUUUCCAGAAGAAAUGGAAGUUGGAGAUUUAAUUCAUAAUAUAAAUCCAGACAAAGAGCUCUCGGUUGAAGGAAACUUAAUCUUUCAUGGACGUCUUAAGAAUACAGUUAGUAAAGACUUGAUAAUAAAGAAAAUUAAAAAAUCAGAAUAUUCAAAAUAUCAAGAAAGAAUCGACCGAGAAGUUAAAGCAACAAUCGAAAGUUUAAAAUUGAAAAAUGUACUAAAUAUUGAGAAAAUUGUGGAAUCAAAUAAUGGCGAAUAUUGUUAUAUCGCUUACGAGCAUUUUACAGGCACACUUGCCACAUCUAUCAAAGCAAGCUUACCAAUCAAGCUGAUUCUAUUCACUGCAACUGAAGGCUUAAUGCAUUUACAUGAUAAAUGUUUUAUUCAUCGAAAUAUUUGUCCUGGAAAUAUUGUAAUUUGUGAAGAAGAUCAGCAACUUGUUGGAAAAAUUACUGAUUUAUCCUUUUCAAAAUGCCUGUCUGAUGACAAACAAGCUUCAAUUAGUCAUGACUUUUCUGAAAACUCAUAUUCAGCACCUGAAUUAAUUAAACUUUAUGAUUCUAAUCGUGAAUUUACUGGAAAAGUUGGAGAUCGAGUCGAUGUGUUCAGCAUGGGAAUUGUGUACUUUAACGCAUUGACUGAAUUUAAUCUUUUCGAACGAGAUGGAAAAAGUGUUGAAAAAAAUAUCUUGAAUGAUGAUUUUCAGCCGAUUUAUAAAACACUAAAUAAGAGUAAGUUCUUAAAAAACUAUGAAGUUCCACUAGCUGAGCAACUUAUUAAAUCAAUGGUCCAAUAUGAUCCUAACCUUCGUCCAACCAUUAAACAAGUUCUUAAUCAUCCAUUUUUCUGGAGUGAUAAUCAAAAAGAAUAUUUCUUGUUUGUAGCAAGUCAGUUUAUUCAAGGCAUUCCAAAAAUUAAACAAAAAUUUAAUUUUAAACAUCCAGGAUUUAAUGAUGACGGUCAAACUACAUGGGUUGAGGCUCUCGAUGAUGAAGUGAAGAAAAUUGUUGAAACGAAGAGAGGUAAAAGUUUUAAACCAUACAAAAAUGAAGCUUCGGAGCUGUUGCGAUGUUUAAGAAAUAUUCCGGCUCACAUAAAUGAACAAGGAAACAAAAAAGUCAGAAAUAUUUUUGAAAAACAUAACGGAUAUUUUAAAUAUUUCUCAACUGAAUUCCCAUCGUUUUUCAUCUACUGCUAUGAUUUUUUUAAAGAUCCAGAUUACUCAGCUUAUGAUACAUUGAGGAAAUUCUACUGUGACUGUUACUUACCUGAUAGAUACACAGCUCACAAGUGUAAUAAGAUGGAUAUGUUUAAUAAUUGUAAAUGGUUGUGUGCAACUUGAAUGAUUUCUUUAAAUAAAAGCAACUUUAAACUUAUUAAAAA
This is a messenger RNA of Chironomus riparius, 1621 nucleotides long. The record is from the annotation of a GenBank genome assembly. Lineage: Eukaryota; Metazoa; Arthropoda; Insecta; Diptera; Chironomidae.